AUGUAGCUUUAUCUCUCUUAAUCAGGAGUUGAUUAACUUAUCAAAGAUGCUCUAAAGGAAGUAGCAUUAAAAAAACCUAGUGAUCCAAUUACUUUUAUGGCUGAGUAUUUGUAAUCAAAAGCCCAUCUUUUUCAGCCAAGGCAUACUAUCAAUUCCUAAGAAAAUUAAAUCUCUUAAACCGCUCAAAUUAAGAAUGGCAAUUCAAAUGAAAGCUAGCAUUUUAAUCUGGAUUAAAUGACAGUAAAGCCACAAAAGGAGAGGAAAAGCUAGACUUUAAAAGAAAUACCUAAAUAAGAUUUAGAAAGGCCAUUUAUUGAAUAAGAGACUAUCACUGUUACUUUGAAGCCAUUAGCAGGAGUGAUAGGCCAACAGGUUCAAAUUGAGCAUCUCCAAGAAAUAGUAGAAGCACAAGAGCCAGAGGAUGAUGAUGAAGAUUUUGAUGAAUUUGAAUAGACUGCUAAACCUGGAGCAGUAAUAUUUCAAGGCAAGAGCUAAUAUGAAACUUUAGCAAGCAAAAAUUCUUACAUGACUACUAAUAUAGCCACAAAUCUAAAUGGUUUAAGUUAAAACAGCUCAAUGUCUGAAAAGAAGGAUUACUCCUAGCUAUAUAUGAUGAUACAAAACAAUAAAAUAUUAACCUUAAAGGACAUCAUUGAGCAAUUUAAAGAUGACUUUAAUCAUAAUCCAGAGUAGCUAUAUGAACUAGCAUCAUUUAAUCAAACAAUAACUCAAGUUAGAUAUGAUAGCUAUUGUAAUGAUGAAAGAAUUUUAUUAGCUGUGGCAUUGGAGCAAUAUCUCAGCAUUAGGUCCUAAAAAUAAUACCAAAAGGUAAUAGAAAUUUAUGAAAUCGCUAGAGGAGGCGAGGCCAUUGUCUAUAGGCUUGAGCAUCAGGAUAUUGAUGAAGUUGUCAUUAAAACUAACAAAAUCUAAGAUUAAUAAACUAAUCAUCAAGCUUUAUAAGAUGCAUUUGUUGAUUUUAUGAGGGAGACAUUGCAGUUAAAACUACUUUAAAAUGAGAACUACAUUGCUGAGGUAAGGGAAGAAAUCAUUGAAUAUGAUCAGUCAAGAAAUAUGAUUUCAAGGUAUUGUGUAAUUGUUGAAAGAGCUUAGAGAAGCUUGCAUGAUCUUUUGUAGAUUUGGAAGAAUCCUGAGAAAUCAGAGAAAUAUCUUGAAGCUUACACUCCUGAGAAGUUAGCUUACUUCUUUUUCUAGUCAUUGAGCAUCAUUAACUAUCUUCAUAGUAAAAAUUUCUAUUAUGGGGACAUGAAACCUUAGAAUUUGCUUAUAUUCAGAGAUCAGAGGGUAAAAGUAGGCGAUCUUGGAAUCUCGUUUAAGCUCGAUUCCAAAAUUAAAAGUGGCCAAAAGGCUUAUUAAUUAAAGGGAUUGUCUAAAGCCUUUGCAAGCUAAAGUACUAUGUAAGCCUUUAUAGCUGGAAAGUUGUUGUCCAAGGAUUAGUUAUUUGAAGCAGAUAAAUUCAGUCUCAUUAGAACUUUCUAAUAUUGUAUUGAGGAUGUUAAGAAGUUAAAGAUCAAUUAACAAAGUAAAUAUUCCUAGCUCCCUUAAUAAAUGCUGGAGGACUUAAUCUAAUCAGAGUCUAUAUCGUCAGUCCAUUAAAAAUACUAGAAUUACUUUAGAGAAGAGGAUGAAUUCAUUCAGAUACUUUUCCAAUAAAUGAAAAACGAGUUUAAAAAGGAAGCGAUUGAAGUUGUUUCUAAGAUAUCAAGAUAUUCAGAGAUAUUUGAAACCAAAGUAUUCAAGAUAAUUAGGAGUAUAUCUGAAAAAUCGAGAAGUUAGGUCAAUUAGAGCUAAAAUUAUCUUACAGUAGACUAAAUCAUUACAAAUAGUUCUGAUGAAUAAAGUGAUCUAGUGAAUAACAUUUAGUUCAGAUAAUAGUUAUUGGACAUCUUGGAAUCUUAAAAGAAUCUUAAAGAUCAUCUCGGAUAUCCAAUCUUGCAGAAUAUGGAAAUUAUUGCAUCAAUUGGCCCCUAUCUCUAAAUGGAUAGCUCACAAUUAAAUGGAAUUAUAGGUGGUAAUGAUUUCUUCGAAAUUACUGAUAUAGAACUAGCUUAAAACUAUUUUUAAGAAUAAAAUACCUAAGCUUUUGAUUAAUAUAUCAAAUGGAUUGAAUACUCUGUAACCGACAAGAACUUUAUUGAAAAUAUCAUGAAACAGUUUGGAAGCAUAAUGUAAGAUUAAGAAGCAGGUGCCUAGUUCUUUAUUAGAUUGGUGGUCAGAAUUUCCAUUAUAGAACUUGAAAAUGAAUAUGAUGAGUCUGUCUCUUACCAAGAUAAUUUUGCUAGAAUUUAUCCAGCUCUUUCUGAAUUAAAUAUGACUGAAUUAGAAGCCAAAGUAUUAGGAUACAUUGGCAAAUGCUAUAUAAUAGAAUAAUAGCCUGAGAUUGGAUUAUAAUACUUAAAGGAAUUCGAAAUUUCAAAAAAAAUUAAAUUAGAAAAAUUCUUCUCUGAUGACAAUGUAGAAACUGCUGAAAUUUACAUAAAUCUUUUGAUUGAAGCAGGAAUGUAUGAUGAAGCUUAGAGUGAGGCUGAUGCAUAUUUAAUUAGGUUAAGAGAUUUGUUUGGUGAUACCAGUAAACAAACGCUUCUAUUUUAUGGACUAUUAGCAUAAUCUAUGCUAUUAAGCAUUAAAGAUAAAAAUAAUAGAGCUGGUGAGUUUAAACAGGCCUAAGUAUUUUUGCACAAAUUUAAACAUACAUCUAGAGAGGCAUAUAUAAAAUACUUAAAAAUAUUAAAACUUCAUGACAGUAAAACAUUCCGAUAAGAAUUAGAUAGUUUAUCACAUUAUUUGCAUGGGCAUCCAAUUUUAGGAGCUUAGGAAUUUAGAGUCAUUUUGAAACAUACCCACAUGAAAUAGACAAAUCACUUUAUUUCAAGACCUGUUAUAGAUCUAUUUUAUUCACUAGAAAAAGAGGAAAUGAAUGAGUUACUAUUCUGGAUAUGCAACUAAAAUGAGUUGUUUAAUUUGAUUUUACGAUUUAUGAAGACUUUUACUACAAAAGUUAAUGAAAAAGAUGGUAAGGAAUAUUUAACUCUAGUCCAUUAAGACAUACAUAAGGACAUUAAAUCAUACAAUUAGAAGCAUAAUUUAUAGCUUUUGGGUGAAGAAUUUACAAGGGUUAAAUUGAUUUAUGAUAAAAAUUUGUUUUAUUGA
Stylonychia lemnae is the source of this 3168-nucleotide messenger RNA. NCBI's taxonomy places the organism in Eukaryota, Ciliophora, Spirotrichea, Sporadotrichida, Oxytrichidae. The record is from the annotation of a GenBank genome assembly.